GCCAUCGUACGACAUAACGAUCAACAGGAUUCUCUAUCAAUCAAGAAUGGGAGCGACUCCAUCCCUCAUCGAAAGAGAAGCACGUCCACACGCAGAAGCCGUGGCUGAACAGGCUCGCAAGGAUGUAGAACUUGCGCAGGCUGCGUUAAUAAAGAUCAUCCAGGCAAAUCAAAAAUCACAGCAAAAGGCUGCCGAGGCUCAGCUCGCCGCACAGGCGCAGGUAUACAAGGAGAUGGUAACGACGUUGCAGGCUGAGCGGGCUGCUAAGGAAGCCGUGCAGGUACAAUUUCACAAGGAAAUGAUAGCGCUGGUCCAGGCGGAAUGGGCUGCUAUUCAAAAACGAGCGAGCAUGGACAUUCAGUCUGCUCAGGAGCAUGUCGAGAAAUUACAAGAGAGGGAUGCAACUGCUGACCAGGAGGCGACCGACGCAUUAAAGAAAGUGGCAGAAGAGCGAGUAAAGAUGGCUAAUGCUGCCAAGGAGGAGGCUGAACGGAAGUUGAAAGAAGGCAUUCAACCUGUGGUGACUCCCACACCUGAAGAAGUCAGCGCCGCUAGGCAGAGAGUGCAAUAUGACGAGGACCUUUUCCACAUCGCAGUAACCGGGGUGGCAGGAGGAGGGAAAUCAUCUCUCAUCAAUGCCUUCCGUGGUUUGCGUAAUAAGGACACCGGAUCUGCUGCUACUGGUGUCACAGAGACAAUGCUGGUCACGGCCAGAUACGCCAGCUCCAACAUGGAACAAAUAUAUGCCUGGUACGACAUCCCGGGCGCAGGCACACUCAAAAUCCCAGACUGGCAGUAUUUCCAUGCCAAAGAACUUUAUGUCUUUGAUGGUAUCAUCGUGUUGUUCGACAAUCACUUCACCAUGACCGACAUCGCCAUCCUCGCGAACUGCAAGCAUUUCAAGAUCCCCACGUAUAUCGUGCGCUCCAAGGCAGAUCAGCAUAUCUGUAACAUCAUGAACGAUAUGGGCUACUACAGCGGCGAUGAUGAGAGUGAGGACCGGAAGAAGACGCUUUACCGGGCUGCACAGGAGCAGUUCAUUCAACAGACGCGCCAGAGCGUGAAAGACAACCUGGAAAGUGCCAAUAUGCCUGAUCAAAGGGUUUACGUCGUCUCGAAUAAAACGAUGCUCGAUGUCGUGAAGGGAAAGCAGCCGCCGGAGAACAUCAUCCACGAGAUUGAGCUGUUGAGCGACUUGGAAUGGUCAAGGACUGGCCCGGGUGAAGAAUAUGUUGCAGUCUGUUGA
Messenger RNA from Suillus discolor, 1246 nucleotides. RefSeq names its product interferon-inducible GTPase-domain-containing protein. Gene Ontology annotation, cellular component: membrane. Bases 47 to 1246 code for a protein of 399 amino acids. The transcript has a single exon. The record is from RefSeq and is a predicted model, not a curated record. Gene Ontology annotation, molecular function: GTP binding. Lineage: Eukaryota; Fungi; Basidiomycota; Agaricomycetes; Boletales; Suillaceae.